Messenger RNA from Oppia nitens, 963 nucleotides. RefSeq names its product baculoviral IAP repeat-containing protein 2-like. Lineage: Eukaryota; Metazoa; Arthropoda; Arachnida; Sarcoptiformes; Oppiidae. Bases 1 to 963 code for a protein of 320 amino acids. The record is from RefSeq and is a predicted model, not a curated record. Gene Ontology annotation, cellular component: nucleus; cytoplasm. The transcript has 5 exons. Gene Ontology annotation, molecular function: cysteine-type endopeptidase inhibitor activity involved in apoptotic process; ubiquitin protein ligase activity. Gene Ontology annotation, biological process: regulation of cell cycle; negative regulation of apoptotic process; positive regulation of protein ubiquitination.
AUGGAUGAUAUAAGUUACAGUGACUUAAAUAAAAGACUAGAGUCAUAUAAAAAUUUUCAAUGGACAGAAAGGAUUACAGUAAAUAAUUAUCAACAAUUUGCUGAAGCAGGAUUUUACUCAAUUGGAUUACAAGAUUUUUUGAAAUGUUAUGAAUGCAAAGGUGGACUAUGUCUAUGGUUACCUGGUGAUGAUCCAUGGAUUGAACAUGCGAAAUAUUAUCCACAUUGUGCAUUUUUGCGUGAAAAUAAAAGCUUAAAAAUAUGUUAUAUAAAUGAAUUUGAUAUUGUAUUUUUUCCAUGUUCUCAUUUAUUAACUUGUUAUACAUGUUCAAUGAAAUUAACUAAUUGUCCAAUAUCAAAGUAUAUAGGAAUAACUAAAAAUGAUGAAGGGAUUAAAGGACUAUUAUAUAAAGCAGGAUUUGGUCAUUUAAUUAUUGAAAUUGAUAACAUUGAUGUUCUCAAAAUUUGUGAUAAAACUAUUCCAACUGAUGGAGAGUUAAUGGUUAUUCAACAAAAUGAUAUAACUAUUCAACCUUGUAAUAUUCAUGAUAGACUUAAAUCUAUCUACAAACCUCUCUGCGCAAAAACUAAAGCUGAAUAUUUGUAUAAAUUAUUAAACGACAAUAAAUCGGAUUUAACUCAAGGCCAACCAUUGAAUGAUGAUAUACCUUCUUUGAAUAAUCUUUAUAAGUCUGAUAGUGUUAAACAAACUAUAUAUAGUAUUUUAAGUGAAGAAUUUGACUACGUUUUUGAUUCUCUAUUAAAUGAAGCUAAAUGCAUCAAAUCAUUAUUAGUUAAAGAAGUUAUUCGCAAUAAACUUGACAUUAAAGAAAUGUAUAUUCAAUAUGGAUUCCCUAUGGAAAACUUGAAACAAUUAAAAAUUAUAUUGGAUACAAUUAAAGAAUGGAAAAAUAAUGAAGAUUGUGACAAUGUAUUUACCAAUAAUUGGGAUAAUGAGGAAUAA